Molecule: messenger RNA, 918 nt
Organism: Vicia villosa (hairy vetch)
Lineage: Eukaryota; Viridiplantae; Streptophyta; Magnoliopsida; Fabales; Fabaceae
Exons: 1
Coding region: 1-918 (305 amino acids)
Source: RefSeq, a predicted model, not a curated record
AUGGGGGAUUUCAAUAAUGUUUUGAAGACUCAAGAUAGAAUUGGAGGUCAGAUGGUCAUUGAGAAGGAAUUCCUGGAUCUGCCAAAUUUCAUGGAUACAAAAGGCUCAUCUGAAAUGGAGAGUAAUGGUGAUUAUUAUACUUGGUCUAAUAAGCAUCAUGUAGGGACUAUAUACUCCAAAAUUGAUAGAGUGAUAGCUAAUGCUGAUUGGUUUCAGAAUCAUCUUAACACUACUCUUAAGUUUCUUCCUCCUCAAGUUUCUGAUCAUGCAUUAUUGCUCCUUACUAGUCAACAUCAUAUUAGAUAUAAAAAGAGAUUCAGAUUUAUUAAUUGUGUCACUAAAGUUGCUGGAUUUAUGGACACUAUCAAAGCUAAUUGGAACCUUCCCCUUGAAGGAAGACCAAUGUAUGUUCUUUGGUCCAAGAUGAAGAGACUUCAACCGGUUAUGUAUAAAUUGAAUAAUUCUCUCACUCUUUCGACUCAAAAUAUUGUGCAGGCUAGAAAGAAGCUGGAGAGGAUUCAAAUUGAGCUGAUCAAUGAUAGAAUGAAUAGUAAUCUGAUUGAGGAAGCCAAAAUCAACACUGAAAAUCUUGUUUAUUGGCAAGAGGUGGAAGUAUCUAUUUUAAAACAGAGGGCUAAGCUUAAGUGGUUGAAAGAUGGAGAUGGUAAUUCAGCUUUCUUUCAUGCUGCAGUUAAAGGCAAGCACACUUCCAAGGCUUUAACAAUGUUAAUAAAAGAUGAUGAUGGAGUUUUAAAUUCUCAGACUGAUAUUGAAAGAGAAAUUAUGGCCUUCUAUGGUACUCUCAUAGGCAAAAGUGAUGAUGAGCUUCAAGGUAUUGAUGUAGGUGCUAUGAGGAGAGGUGCACAAAUAUCCAAGACUCAGAGGUGUAACAUGGAAAAACCUAUUAGUGAAGCAUAA